AAGACACGAAACGGUGGACGCUCCGGGAGAAGCUCACUCAAACUCACUUCUUUUCAACUUCCGAGGUCUCUCCCUCUCUCUCUCUCACAUACACACGCAGCAGUACUGGUGGUAGCAGCCAUUGUACGCCAGUGGGUACAGUACGCACCCAACCACCUCCACUCUUGAAGGAAAGAAACCCCACUCCUCGGCCCCCCACUCCCAUCCCUCUUCCGCCUAUAUAUACUCUGUCCUGUAUCUAACACAUGAUCGUCUUAUCUGCGGUAAUUGGGUCGGGUCAAGCAAUUAAUUCCGGGUCAGGAAAUGGAUCCUCAAGGGACGGCGAUGAUGAAUGACGGAGGAGGAGUUUAUAACUUUGCGGAGAUCUGGCCGGGUUUCCAGAUGAAUGGCAAUGCGACGUCGUACAACUUGGGCUUGGAUCCGAUGGUGAUGGACCAGAGAUCGAACCACAGCCCUCCCAAUCAUAAUUCCAGGAAGCGACGAGAUGAAGAUGAGCACUGCGCUAAGGGCGGAGGCGGAGCUUCCACUAGCAACAGCAAUGACUGCAACAACAACAAUACUGUUAUGAGUGAAGUUGAUGGUAAAAGGCUCAAAGCAGUUGGAUCGAAUGAGAAUGAUGAAAAUAAAGUAAAAGAGGAAGGGGAUUCAGGCAAGGCAGCAGAGCAACCAGCAAAACCAACUGAACCGCCGAAGCAAGACUACAUCCAUGUUCGUGCCAGAAGGGGUCAAGCUACUGAUAGUCAUAGUUUAGCAGAAAGAGCUAGGAGAGAAAAGAUAAGCGAGAGGAUGAAAAUUCUCCAAGAUUUAGUACCUGGCUGUAAUAAAGUUAUUGGGAAAGCUCUAGUGCUUGAUGAGAUUAUUAAUUAUAUACAGUCAUUACAACGUCAGGUCGAGUUUCUCUCAAUGAAGCUUGAAACAGUAAAUGCAAGAGGGGGCAUUGACGGAUAUCCUUCAAAAGAAUUUACUCAACAGACUUUUGAAACUCCUGGCAUGGCAUUUGGUUCCCAGAGUACACGUGAAUACGAUAGGGGCUCCUCACCAGAAUGGCUACAUAUGCAGAUUGGUGGCGGCUUUGAACGGACAUCUUGAGACAGAUUCUCAUCAGUUGGCAAUAAGAGCAGUAAAAAGCUACAAUUCUUCCUCCAGUGACUGCACCAGCAUACUUAUUUCUUGAAUCAGACUACUAUUCCGUUUCCAUUAUUAGGUGUGGAGCUGUUUACAAAGACCAUAUUGAAGCAUAUAUCAGAACAACCCCAUUUCCGGUGCGGAAGUAUCUGCUACCCAAGAUAGAUUAAUAGAAUCGAUGAUCUUGUGAAGUUGUGUUCUAAAUUCUAAUUGUAUCAUCUUUUAUCAUUGCUGUUUGAAAUUGGGGUGUAGUAACAAAGUUGAUGGUUCAUUGAAUAAAAGUUUAAGCUUUGUUGUUA
This is a messenger RNA of Sesamum indicum (sesame), 1424 nucleotides long. RefSeq names its product transcription factor BHLH094. Gene Ontology annotation, biological process: regulation of DNA-templated transcription. Lineage: Eukaryota; Viridiplantae; Streptophyta; Magnoliopsida; Lamiales; Pedaliaceae. Gene Ontology annotation, cellular component: nucleus. Gene Ontology annotation, molecular function: DNA-binding transcription factor activity; protein dimerization activity. The record is from RefSeq and is a predicted model, not a curated record.